AUGCUCGCAGCGGGCUCCGCUUCGGAGUCCCCGAGCGGGCUGGACGCGAGCUCCAGCGCGGGCGUGUCCUACAACGAGAUGUCCAUCGGCAUGGACUACUCCGUGGAGCUCUCAACUGAGCUGGACGAGAAGUGCGACUUCGUGGAGGCGGUCCGGCCGGUGAAGCGGGGCCCCGUGGGGGUGGCCUCCUCACCCAUCGAGGAGGGUGAGGAGCCCAAGGAGGCAUCUCCCAAGGCCGACGCCUUGGACAAGCUGAAGCCCAAGAGUCCAGAGGCUAAGGCGAAAGCCUUCGGAUUGGACAAGACCGAUGCCUUGGAUGGGCUGCUGCAGCCCAAGACCCUGCCGCUGGCGCCGCUGGCGCCACUGGCGCCACUGGCCAAGGCGAAAGCCGCCCCGGAGUCCGUGGCAGGCGAUGCCAAGUCGCCGAAGGCGACAGAAACGGCAGAGGAUAAGGAGGAGGAGGACUACGGAGACGCUUCCUUCGACGACAACAUGUCUGUGCCAGAGUCCAUCCCAGAAGACUCGGCCCUAGGAAGUGGCAGUGAGCGCAGCCAGGAUUCGGUGUGA
Effrenium voratum is the source of this 567-nucleotide messenger RNA. The record is from the annotation of a GenBank genome assembly. Lineage: Eukaryota; Dinophyceae; Suessiales; Symbiodiniaceae.